Myxocyprinus asiaticus (Chinese sucker) is the source of this 2858-nucleotide messenger RNA. Its product is annotated as histone-lysine N-methyltransferase SMYD3-like. Gene Ontology annotation, molecular function: protein binding. Lineage: Eukaryota; Metazoa; Chordata; Actinopteri; Cypriniformes; Catostomidae. Gene Ontology annotation, cellular component: nucleus. Bases 18 to 1343 code for a protein of 441 amino acids. The record is from RefSeq and is a predicted model, not a curated record. The transcript is spliced from 12 exons.
ACAGGCCAGUCAUACUUAUGUGUAUUUUUACACAUGGACUCUCCAGUGCGAGUGAUAUGAUGGAUGAAAAUAUGGAGAGAUUUGUCUGUGGGGGUAAAGGUAAUGGUUUGCGUGCUCUUCGUGAAUUUAAAGCCGGCGAGGUGAUCCAUUCAUGUGAGCCUUAUGCAUUCUGCAUAGCCAAGGAUUUCUUGAAAACUACCUGCCAACAAUGUCUCAAGAGAGGUGAAAGUCUGUUGAGAUGUUCCCAGUGUAAGACGGCCCGUUACUGCAAUGCUUGGUGUCAGAAACAAGCAUGGCCCGAACACAAGAAAGAAUGCAAAUGUCUCAAGCGCGUCCAGCCAAGGAUCCCCACAGACUCGGUCCGUCUGGUCGCAAGAAUAAUUUUCAAACUGCUCAGCCAAUCAGAAAGUGACAAGAAUGAGAUGUACUCGAUAGCUGAACACCAGUCACAUCUAGUGGACAUGAGUGAUGAGAAGAAGGAAGGCCUGGGGCAUCUUUGCUCUACACUCCAGGUGUAUCUCGGUGAGGAGAACUGUGAUCUGUCUCAGCUACCACCUGGCCUGGACCCCAUCAACCUUCUUGCCAGAGUGACCUGUAACUGUUUCAGCAUCAGUGAUGGAGAGCUGCAGGACUUGGGAGUGGGACUUUACCCCAGCAUGUCCCUACUGAACCAUGACUGCCAGCCAAACUGUGUCAUGGUGUUUGAGGGCAAGAGUCUCACGCUGAGAGCUGUUCGGGUCAUCAGAACCUGUGAAGAGUUGACUAUAAGCUACACCGAUGUCCUGUCGCCCAGCAAAAACAGACAAGCACAGUUACAGGAGCAGUACCACUUCCUGUGUAAGUGCGAGUGCUGCACCACUGAGGACAAGGACUGUGACAUGCUGGCUGGAGAGAAGACAGCGUGGACUUUCUUAAGAGACACCAUCCCUCACGUGGAGCAUCUUCAGUCAGAGCAGAACUGGGAGGAGUUACUGCGAGAGAGCCAGGCUCUUUUGGACAGAUAUACUGAUGUUGUUCCAGACAGGAACAUCUAUUUGCUCAGGUUGCUGGAUCUGGCCAUGGAUGCUUGCAUCAGCCUGGAUUACUAUGAGAAAGCAUUGGAAUAUGGCAAUAGGGCUCUGGAACCUUACAAAUUCUACUACCAUUAUCCUCAUCCAUCCAGAGCCGUGGAGCUGCUGCGGGUGGGGAAGCUUCAGCACUACCUUGGCAGACUGGAGGAGGCUCAGGGGAGCUUUACACAGGCCUAUGAUAUCAUGAAGGUGACCCACGGGAUUGAGCAUGCCCUGACUAAUGAGGUGAGGAGGAAACUGGCAGAAUGCCAGGCUGAGCUGGGUCGAGUCUAGCCUGAUCUGUGCCACUGCAUAACCCUGUGUCAUCAUCGCACUGCUAGGAGACCGACGACGCCAGCUUUGCCACAGACACCAUGCCACAGCUCCAGAUUUCUCCAUACACUUCCUUUUACACGUUGGCUGUCAAUCAAUGAUCUGCUAUAUUUGUUCUCAAAUGUAAUUUAUCUGGGUGGUUGUUAUUGCCACCUGCUCUUGUGCCGCUGAGCAGCAAACCAGAUGGUUAGAAUUCAACAGAAUUCACUUGUUUGUAGCACGCCAGUGGGAAAAAACCGCAUUGCCUGCUGCAGCGCUUCUUCAUUCCGAUUACAUUUUGGAGGGGAAAAAGCAGUUAAUUCCAAAUUUUUGUGUUUAGAAUGUUUUGCAAUAAUGACAGAGUGCUACUGCUAGCCUCCUUGCAAAACAGCUGUUCACUUUUAACUCUCUACUUAGUCCAAAAUAUUGUUUACUUUCCUUCCUUCCUUUAUUUUAUUUUUAUUUUUUUUGAAGAUUCAAUUUUACACCCAUUUUUAUACCCAAAAGUGUGCUCACACAAGCCAAUGACAGAAGGUUGCUGAACUAAUCUAAAUAAGCUAAAAUUAUACACAUAAAUAGUGCCACUUUAAAAGUGUAGUAUAUCUAAUGGAAUAUAAGAGCAAUUGGGUCACUCUACUUUUGCUUUAGACUACCAUAGAUAGGUAUGUUUGAUAUCUUAUUAGUAUUUAAAUGCAUAUUUCAGAUUGAGUGGUGCUCAAUGGAAUCUCUUUUUAAGACAUUUCAUGAUUCAACCAACAAGCAACUGUUCUGGGACAAACAUCAUUGGUAGGCUAUGAUCUGGUCACUUGGGAGGUAAUCAGAUUAUUCAAAUGUGGCAUUUCGCAUUGCCCCUUUAAGAUUGCUGUGUUUGUAGUUUUACUUAAAGGAAUGGUAUUUCAUCAGAGUAAAAGGUCUUGCAGAAAUAAAAAUGGUACAGACAAGACAAAGUAAAAGAAGAAAAAUGUUUCAUUUGAUACAUGCUGUUUGCAGAACCUGUAGGAAUGCCCAUUAACACUUACCGAACAAAUUACAGUGGGCUAGUAGCUUUUCAAAACUGUUUAUUUAACAUUGGCAUAACAGUCCUUCAAACCACAUUCAUUAUAAAUGACUUUCUUUUUAUUUAGAUUUAAAAUUUACUUUAGAGCUAUUACAUUAUCAACAGAUCAUUUUCAGCAAUAACUGUUUUGCUCUGUAAAAAAAAAAAAGCUCCCAAACAUCAAACAGAUUUAUCCUCAUUAAUUUCAAUCAUAUGAGUUACACUGGCAAGGCAGUGCCUUUUGUUCAGAUUUCAGAAACAUACCUGUUUUCAGCAGCUGCUUUCAGAUUACACCUGCUUCCAUGCUCUUUUUUUUUUUUUUUUUUUACAAUCAGGAUUGUAUUUUUGCAACUCAUUUAGGCCAAUCACUAUUUGUUUGAUAUAGGUCAUUCCUAUUAUGCAGUACAUUUUUAUGCCUCCAUUAUAUAUGUCUUAAUAUACAGGUGCAUCUCAAUAAAUUA